UCGGCAACCAGGAAGCUAGACUACAUAGAAUCCUGAGGAAUGGAGGAACUGGCUAGCGUUUCUGUUGUUUUCAGAUAAACGCGCAAAUUGCCUGAUGGUGUUUCCUUUGAUAGACUGUGAAAUGGAGUCCCAGAGAAGGGAAGGGACUUGCUCAAGGUCACAAAGCCCACAAACAAAGCGGAGGGUGACAGAAGGAAUCUAACUUCCGGGUCACCCUAAAGGCUCUUACCCUCACACCCUUCAUGGAAAUGAAAGUCCUGCCCCUUGUGCUGUUUAUUUCUUAACGAAGUUUCUAGUUACCAGCAGAGAAAAUGAAGUGAAAACAGUUUUUUGUUUUUUCUUAAAUAGUAUUAGUUCAGGACCUUAAUGAGGCGUGAGAUACGCCCCGUCGCUCCUAGAAACCCUGUUGUUAUGCAAAGUAAAAAAUGAGUUCCUGAGACGGCAAGCAAUUUGGCCAAGUCAUACUUGGCCUAGACUCCAAAUCUCUCCUACCUUCCUCCACCACCAUCACUCUGAGAUGGUUUCAGUAGCUGCACUCUACCUUCCCGAACUCUGCGAGGCAGAUUCUGCUGGCUGGGAAACCGGGAAUACAAAGGCAAGGACCGUUCAGAUACCCUACAGACUUCAAAAGCUGGCUUCCACUAGAACUAAGAUUUUCCCCUGUAGGAACUAGUUAGCACUGGUCAAGUCUGCACCCGGACUCAUUUUUUUCGGCUCUCAGGAAGUGGGGAGGGCUAUCUAACCCCACUUGCCGGAACUGCUUUCCGCAGUACCAAGCUGUUCUUGCAAUUCAGCUUUCAGCCUCCCCGCGCGACGCUGGCAGCAACAUGCUUCUGAUUCAGAUGUUCCACUGAGCUAUAAAAAUACGUUAAUCAGAACUGUGUGGCAUCUUCCUAAGCAAGACUUUCAAUGGGGCCCACUGUGGUUCACUUCAUCCAGAAGUUUUCUCGAGCAUCUUCAAAGAUGCUGAAGUACCCUUCCACAAUCAGACUAGGAGUCAGAAGGAGAAUAGAAACAUUUUCUCUCAAAACAGGCCUCCAGCAGAACUUUUCCCCUUUGUUUCCAAGGCCUUGGCUUGUCUCAUCAUUUCCAGUGUGUAUGAGCAAGACACAAUAUUAUCACACUUCCCCAUGCAGCUUUAAGAAGAAGCAAGAGCAAGCAGUACUUCCAGCCAGGCCACCACAAACCAUCAGUUACCUGCCUGACAGCCCAAAGCCAGCAUUAUACAUAACUCUGGCAGGACUAAUCCCCUUCAUUGCUCCACCACUGGUCAUGGUGAUGACAAAGACUUAUAUUCCCAUAUUAGCUUUUACUCAGAUGGCUUAUGGAGCCAGUUUCCUAUCUUUCUUGGGAGGGAUCAGAUGGGGUUUUACUCUGCCACAAGGUAGUCCAGCCAAACCAGACUUCCUCAAUUUAGCUAAUAGUACAGCUCCUGUUGUGUUUUCAUGGCUUGCGUUCUUUAUUUCUGAAAGACUCAGUGAAGCUAUAGUCACAGUAAUAAUAGGUUUGGGGAUAGCAUUACACACUGAACUUUUUCUCUUGCCACAUUAUCCCAAUUGGUUCAAAGCCCUGAGGAUAGUAGUCACUUUAGUGGCCUUUAUUUCAUUUGUAAUCACUUUACUAGUUAAAGGUUUUUAUCCAGAGAAGGGACCCAAGAGACUUAGGCAAGUAGAAUAAAUAUAAAACUACUCUGUAGAUGACGUUAGCAUGUUGGCUAGGAGCCUUGUAAGGUUGUGUUUUGGCAUCACCUUUUUCUACCUCUCCAGUUUAGCUCUUUUUUCCCACCAGUGGUGAUUUAUUCUUCCCAAAUUAUUCUUCAUUUCUAGAAAUCUUUAUUUUAUAAGGAAUCACUGAGAAACAGCUUGAAAACCCUUAACAAGUCCUUUUCAUGUUAUAUUAGGUUAUAGUUCUCAUUCAGUCUUUUUAUGAACUUUAUAGUCAUCCACUUAAAAAUUUCAAUGUUUUGAUUGUUCUGAAAAAUGUAAAUUAAAAGAUGAAAAACCUU
Molecule: messenger RNA, 2005 nt
Organism: Lagenorhynchus albirostris (white-beaked dolphin)
Lineage: Eukaryota; Metazoa; Chordata; Mammalia; Artiodactyla; Delphinidae
Gene: TMEM69
Product: transmembrane protein 69
Exons: 3
Coding region: 910-1677 (255 amino acids)
Source: RefSeq, a predicted model, not a curated record